Molecule: messenger RNA, 4566 nt
Organism: Acanthopagrus latus (yellowfin seabream)
Lineage: Eukaryota; Metazoa; Chordata; Actinopteri; Spariformes; Sparidae
Gene: vps35
Product: VPS35 retromer complex component
Exons: 17
Coding region: 861-3170 (769 amino acids)
Biological process (GO): retrograde transport, endosome to Golgi; intracellular protein transport
Cellular component (GO): retromer complex; retromer, cargo-selective complex; late endosome
Source: RefSeq, a predicted model, not a curated record
CUUAAACUGACCUAAAAUCAGACUUGUAUGUGAGUGCUGCCAUGGCCUAACGCUUCUGAGGCAACGUUAGACAGCGGAUAGCUCGGCUAACAAGCUACCCACUGCAAGCUAGUGGCUAGGUGUUCUACUUCAUUUGUAUUAUUCGCAUUACAAUAACAGAGCUAGCAAGCCGUGUGUUCGGCGUUAUGUGUUGUGUCAGAUGAGACAGUAGGUAUAACCCCCGAGGCUUCUAGGACAAAACAGGUGACGGUUUGACAAGUGAGGCUAGCUGUUGUUAGCUUGCUCUUCCGCUUUGCUGUGUCAUAUUUCACUGAAGCUCAAUGUUUUGGACUGAAAUCGUCCCAGCGUUAACAAAUAGUACUAGUGUCGGCUGUUAAGCGCCAGUGUUGUACCCAAACUGCCACAUAUGCUAUAUAUUACAUACAUAUUACCGCAAAUGCAUGUGCACGGAUAUGUUUGGUGCGAACUUGCCUGCGCCACCCGCACACAUUUUAACGUUGGCUAGCUGAGAACAUAACAUUUGAUCGUGCUCUAAGGGGAAUUGUAACUGAGAAGUGAAGUUGGGGGACUUACUAUGGACCAGCCAGGGUCCCGGAAAUAGUGGCCCGAAACAUGUUUUACACAGGACAUCGUCACUGUCAGUUCAUAGCGCUUCUGGUCUGAAUCAGAUGACAGAGUGAUGGGAAUUUGCCCGGUUAAAACAUCUGUCCAAACACACACAAACAAUACAUCUGUUAAAUCCAAUUCCUGGCAAGGUCCUCAUUAUAUUAAACCCGCCGACCACACAGCAGUCUCCCCAAGACGAACAGGAGAAGCUUCUAGAUGAAGCUGUGCAGGCUGUUAAGGUCCAGUCAUUCCAGAUGAAGCGAUGCCUGGACAAGAGCAAGCUGAUGGAUGCUCUGAAGCAUGCGUCUAAUAUGCUGGGUGAGCUGAGGACCUCCAUGCUUUCUCCAAAGAGCUACUAUGAGCUCUAUAUGGCCAUCUCUGACGAACUCCACUACCUAGAGGUUUAUCUGACUGAUGAGUUUGCCAAGGGACGCAAGGUGGCAGAUCUCUAUGAGCUGGUCCAAUAUGCAGGCAACAUAAUCCCCAGACUCUAUCUGCUCAUCACCGUGGGUGUGGUGUACGUUCGCUCCUUCCCUCAGUCUCGUAAGGACAUUCUGAAGGACCUGGUUGAGAUGUGUCGUGGUGUUCAGCACCCACUCAGAGGCCUCUUCCUCAGAAACUACCUGCUACAGUGCACCCGAAACAUACUGCCAGAUGAUGGAGAGCAGCCAGAGGGAUCAGAGGAAAUGACCGGUGAUAUCAACGACUCCAUUGACUUUGUCCUUCUGAACUUUGCUGAAAUGAACAAGUUAUGGGUUCGAAUGCAGCAUCAGGGUCACAGCCGAGACAGAGAGAAGAGAGAAAAGGAGCGACAAGAACUCAGGAUCCUGGUGGGAACUAACCUCGUUCGCCUCAGCCAGCUGGAGGGUGUCAAUGUGGACAAGUACAAACAGGUUGUUCUUUCUGGAGUGCUGGAGCAGGUUGUGAACUGCAGAGACUCGUUGGCUCAGGAGUAUCUAAUGGAGUGCAUCAUUCAGGUUUUCCCAGAUGAGUUCCACCUUCAGACCCUGAACCCAUUCCUGCGUUCCUGUGCUGAGCUCCAUCAACACGUCAAUGUCAAGAACAUCAUCAUUGCCCUCAUUGACAGACUUGCUCUGUUUGCCCAUCGAGAAGACGGCCCUGGUAUUCCAGCUGAGAUCAAACUCUUUGACAUCUUCUCUCAGCAAGUGGCCACUGUCAUUCAAUCUCGCCAGGACAUGCCAUCAGAGGACGUGGUCUCUCUUCAGGUCUCUCUCAUCAAUUUGGCCAUGAAAUGUUAUCCUGAUCGUGUGGACUAUGUAGAUAAGGUCCUGGAGGGCACCGUGGAGAUAUUCAACAAGCUCAACUUGGAACACAUAGCGACAAGCAGUGCAGUGUCAAAGGAACUUACUCGACUGUUGAAGAUCCCUGUGGAUACCUACAACAACAUCCUAACGGUGCUGCAGCUCAAGCACUUCCCACCGCUCUUCGAGUACUUUGACUACGAAUCACGCAAGAGCAUGAGUUGCUACGUGCUGAGCAACACGCUAGACUACAACACUACCAUCGUGGGACAGGAACAGGUGGACGCCAUCUUGAACUUGGUAUCCACACUGAUACAGGACCAGCCAGACCAACCUGCUGACGAUCCUGACCCCGAAGAUUUUGCUGAGGAGCAGAGCCUUGUUGGUCGUUUCAUCCAUCUGCUCCACUCUGAAGAUCCUGAUCAACAGUACCUUAUUCUGAACACAGCCCGGAAACACUUUGGUGCGGGUGGAAACCAAAGGAUUCGUUACACACUCCCUCCUCUGGUGUUCGCAGCCUACCAGCUGGCCUUCAGAUACAAGGAGAACUCCUCACUGGAUGACAAGUGGGAAAAGAAGUGCCAGAAGAUCUUUUCCUUCGCUCACCAGACCAUCAGUGCACUUAUCAAGGCUGAGCUUGCGGAGCUGCCUCUGCGACUCUUCCUGCAGGGGGCACUUGCUGCAGGCGAGAUUGGCUUUGAGAACCACGAGACUGUAGCUUAUGAGUUCAUGUCACAGGCCUUCUCCCUGUACGAGGAUGAGAUCAGCGACUCCAAAGCUCAGUUGGCAGCCAUCACACUGAUCAUUGGAACUUUCGAGCGAAUGCGAUGUUUCAGUGAGGAAAACCACGAGCCGCUGAGGACUCAGUGUGCUCUGGCUGCCUCCAAGCUGCUGAAAAAGCCUGACCAGUGCAGAGCCGUCAGUAUCUGCGCCCAUCUCUUUUGGUCUGGUCGCAGCACUGACAAAAAUGGUGAAGAGAUCCGUGAUGGUAAGCGGGUGAUGGAAUGUCUAAAGAAAGCUCUGAAGAUUGCCAACCAGUGCAUGGACCCAUCGCUGCAAGUCCAGCUUUUCAUUGAAAUCCUCAACAGAUAUGUCUGCUUCUAUGAGAGGGAAAACGAUGCGGUGACUGUCCAAGUAUUAAACCAGCUGAUCCAAAAGAUCAGGGAAGAUCUCCCCAACCUGGAGGCCAGCGAGGAAACGGAGCAGAUCAACAAACACUUCCACAACACACUGGAGCAUCUCCGCCUGCAGAGAGAAUCCCCGGAGUCUGAGGGCCCCGCCUAUGAGGGCCUGGUCCUUUAAAACAGUCACAGGUUGGGAGGAUGUGAAGCCCAUCAAUAGAUUUUCACUAUAUUAUGAAUAUACGACUGCACACACAAAUGCCAUCCUGUAGGCCAGGAAUAAAAAUAAAUGUCAAGAAGAGCUAAAAAGAACUCACUCCUUCAUUUUACUAUUGUUCAUUUUCCUGCAUCAUCGUCUCCUCACUGUCCCUCAUUAGCAGAACUGUUUUCUGCAGCAGGUCGGAGGUGUUACAUCCAAGCGUGCCAGAAACCCUGCACAAGUCUUAGGCACCAUUCCUUUUCAGAAUUCCUACUUGACCAAUUUGUCUUUAACCUGUAUCAUAUUAUCGUCAAUAGUAGACUGCUGUUGUAGGUGUAUCCACUGAGCCAUCAACCCCUCACUUGUUCACGUCUUUCCAUAUUGAGAAGUGAAUGUAUUAGUUGAGUGUAUAAAGGCUACAGAAUCAAGUAGUGGUAUUACAGCUUUGUUACAUACAAGCUAGUUUCCAGUCCUGAAUAAUCAAUAACACUGCUGUUCUUUACGAUGGGACCACCCAAACUGAAGACCAGACAAAUGGAAGCACAUGCAAAGUUUGGCCGCGUAGGGAUGAUGUAACAAUGUUGUUCCCAUUAAAAACUGAUAAAUGUGUAAGAGCAGAGCAUCUUUUCAUCAUGUCAGACUCUGACUGUAUGAACUUGAGUUAAGGCAGUUAGUAAUUGUGAAGCAAUUUGCAUGAUCCUCAAUCCUCCAGCCAUCCCAGCUGGAUUGCAAAGAAAUGACAAAUAGCCUCACUAAUCCAGUAGUUUUGUAGGUUGCAAAAAUUGUCAUACUUAAGCUCACACAUGAGUAGAGCUUGUUUUUAAUAAUGUCAGAUUUGUCUCAGACUCCAUAUUUCAUGUGUUGGUUUAUUUCUGGAUUUCUUAUUUCUCGCCAGUGUAUUGACACAUUCAGAGCUGCAGCAUGUGAUGGCAUGCUUAGUGUGCUUGUACCAUAAGGCCUGGUUUUCAGUUUAUUCUAUAUGGAUCCCACCAACUUCAGUUACUAAAUUUGUCCUAUUUCUGUCCAUCAAUGAAACCCUGUUACUUGGUGACGCUGUCCUUUCAGAUCAAACUGUUGUGGAGGGUGUGCAGUGAUUCCUCAGGAUUGUAUGCUAGUUGACAAGUUGCCAUACUGAGUACCUUAUGAUGUACAAGUUUGGUUUUGGAGUUGUUUGCUGCAGCAUCUGACACUGUCUGCUAAUCUCUCUUUCUUAAUUAUUAUUGUUGAUUUUUUUUUUUUUUUUGGAGAGAGUAUUGAAUGAUUUCUUUCCCCUUUCUGUAUCUGUAUGUAAACCCACUUGUAAAUCAGAUAAGGAAAAAUGCAGAUUAAAUAGCAAUUAUCAUUGUCAUUUGCUGAAAUAAAAUUGAAAUUAACAAUA